Molecule: messenger RNA, 1364 nt
Organism: Oryza brachyantha (malo sina)
Lineage: Eukaryota; Viridiplantae; Streptophyta; Magnoliopsida; Poales; Poaceae
Product: gibberellin 2-beta-dioxygenase 3-like
Exons: 3
Coding region: 162-1181 (339 amino acids)
Biological process (GO): response to light stimulus; gibberellin catabolic process
Source: RefSeq, a predicted model, not a curated record
CAAUGGCAAUGCAAUGCAGCAGCAGCACCUCCUCCCAUGCCUAUAUGGAGACGCCGCACCUUUCGUCUCCCUCCCAUCUCUGCUUCUUGCUUGCUUCUCCUCUGUUUCUUGGAGAGACAUCGUCUUUAGCUUACUAGCUUAGCUAGCACGCGCGCGCAGCCAUGGUGGUCUUGGCGAAGGGCGAGCUGGAGCAGAUCGCUCUGCCGGCGGCGGUGCAGAAGGCGGCGGCGCCGCCGCUGGCCGACGUGCCGGAGGUCGACCUGGGCGGCUGCUGCAGGGCGGCCACGGCGCGGGCGGUGGUGGCGGCGUGCGAGGGGCACGGGUUCUUCAAGGUGACCGGGCACGGCGUGCCGGCGGCGCUCCUGGCGCGCGUGGAGGCCGCCGCGGCGGCGUUCUUCGCGAUGCCGCAGCUGGAGAAGGAGGCGGCGGCGGGGAGCCCGUUCGGGUACGGCAGCAAGAGGAUAGGCUGCAACGGGGACCUCGGGUGGGUUGAGUACCUCCUCCUCGGCGUCGCCGCCGCCGGCGCCGCGCCAUUGUCCGUGCACGGCGAGCCGUCGCCGUCGUUCUGCUCAUUCCGUGAUGUCCUAAACGAGUACGUGGUGGCGGUGCGAGCGAUGGCGCGCGAGGUGCUGGGGCUGAUGGCGGAAGGGCUCGGGCUGGAGGAGGAGGACGCGCUGGCGAGGCUGGUGUCGCGCGACGACAGCGACACGAUGCUAAGGGUGAACCACUACCCGCCCCACCCCGAGCGUGAGCGUGAGCCGGAGCCCGGCAGGCUGACCGGCUUCGGCGAGCACACCGACCCCCAGAUCAUCUCCGUGCUCCGCUCCAACGACACCUCCGGCCUCGAGAUCUCCCUGCGCGACGGCACCUGGGCCUCCGUCCCGCCCGAUCGGAGCUCCUUCUUCGUCAACGUCGGAGAUGUCUUACAGGUGCUGACGAACGGGAGAUUUCGGAGCGUGAGGCACCGGGUGAUGGUGAGCAGCGCGCGGCCGCGUGUGUCGGUCAUCUUCUUCGCCGGGCCGCCGCCGUGGGAGAGGCUGGCGCCGCUGCCGUGGCUGGUGGCGGAGGACGGCGGCCGGCGGCGGUACAGGGAGUUCACCUGGCGGGAGUACAAGGCGUCUGCCUACAGGACCAAGCUGGCCGAGAACAGGCUCUGCUAUUUCGAAGCAGAAGCUCACUGAUUUUCUUUUUAACAUUUCUUCUUUAAUUUACUAGUGUGUACAGACUGUUUGUUUGUGCUUUUAUUUUGUGCUUUUUGAUUUCUUGUUUUCUUUUUGCCCGUCGUGUUUGUAAUGGCUGGUAUACACGUGUUGACGAGCAAGGUUUUUUCGUGUUGAUACAAGCAGCACACAGCAGAUUAGCUC